AUGAAGCACAAGCUCGACGACGCGUCUGCGGCGGAGGAGGCCGAGGAAGCCCCUGGAAGUCGGCGACGGAGGAAACGCGGAGGGCGUCCUUUUUGGGCGCUCGGCACCUGUCGGAGGGCUACACUGAUUCCACCCGCGUGCGUCGCUUCUUCAACACCUGGCUCCGCGACUUCGCCCGCCACCCACGGCGAGACGAUCCCGCCUCGGGUUCGCGGCGCAGCCUUCAGUCUGAGAGCGACCCGCGGCCAUCCGGCAAAGAAGGAGGCUGUGCGGGGACCGGAUUGUGGCCUGGUGAGGCCGCGAGGCGGCAGACUGUCUUGCAGUUUUUUCGUUGCGUCGCUCCUCAGCGUUUUCCUUGUUUUCUCCCGCCGCGCGAGUCGCUCUGAGGCGCUCUCCCUCCGUGCCGGCACCGGCGCAGGCGGGACGCGUCGCUGGCUGUCCCCGCACUCCCUCCCGUCUCCUUUUCUCUCGGCUUUCUCCUGGGCGCCCUCCGCCUUGCCCGCCCUUCCGCUCUCUGCAAACGCCCUCGGGGGGGGGGGGACCUCCGCUCGCGUCGUCGCUUCCAUUCCUCCCUCGCAGCGUCUGCGUGACGGAUUCGGCCGCACAGAGUCACGGGAGCCGUGCCCGGCCUUCUCCCGCGCGUGUGGGGGCCUCUCACGUGCUGGAGUCUCUUCGCUCCCUCAGGGCUCCUCUGCGUCGUCACGCGGCGCGCAUCACCAGAGUGCAGACUUUACGCCGCCGAGGCCCUUGCGCCUUCUUCAGCGCCCUUCGCCAAGUGCGUCGUCCGGCGGCGCGCGCCGGCGAUGCGAGGCUCAGCACCCACGCUUCGACCUGCGCUGCAGCCAGACGGGCUGUCGCGGCUGUGGGGGCCCCCACUGGGCCUUUCUCGCGUCGCAGGCAGUUACCUCUGCCUCUGGCUCGCGCUUCACCUGUAGCAGUCGAUGGCAAAGCGCGUCGUCGCCUUCAUCUCCGACCUUCCGCACCCUCUCCGCGUGGCUCCGUGCGCCUUGCGGGGCUGCCCGGCCUGCGUCGGCGUUCGCGGUCUCGUCUGUCUCCUCGGCUGCCGCCGAGCCGAUUGGGCGCCCCGCGCGCCCUUCCUCACCCGAGGCGCCGCUUCGCCCCGUCGGGCCGGGGACCGUCUCGGGACCGCUGCCGGUGCCUGCGGGCGUGCCGAAGCCGUUCUACGCAGAGACUGACCUGGAACGCGCGAACGCGAAGCGCGAGGCCGCGCAGAGCGAAGAGACUCGCGUGCGGAGGCGCGAAGAGGACCUGAUGCGCGCGCGCCUCGCGCGCUUCGGCCCCGUGGCUGAGCGCGAGUUGGAGUGGGUCAAGCCGCCCGCAGAGAUCGAAGGCGUUCGGCGCGCGUGCGAAGUCGCGGCUGAGGUGCUUCAAGUCGCAGUCGAUUUCGUGAAGGACUUCGGCGCUGGGACCCCCGAGGCGCCGCUCACGACAGACGCGAUUGACCGCGUGGUACACGAGGCGACGAUCGCGCGAGGCGCGUAUCCGUCGCCGCUUCGCUACAGCGACUUCCCCAAAAGCGUCUGCACUUCCACGAACGAGAUCGUCUGUCAUGGCAUCCCGGACGACAGGCCGCUGCAGCGAGGCAGCAUUUGCAGCAUCGACGUGUCGUGCUUUGUUGACGGUUUCCACGGGGACUGCGCGCGGACUGUCGCCAUAGGCGGCGCGGGAGCACUCUCGCAGGCGCUUCGUCGUCUUCUCGUCACAGCGCGGGAGGCCACACUUGAAGGGAUCCGCGCCUGUGCGCCAGGCAGAAAGCUUAGCGUCAUUGGCGAGGCCAUCGACGCGUUCCUGACGCGGCGAGGAUGCCGCACGAUCCCGGUGUUUUGUGGACACGGUAUCGGGCGAAACUUCCAUGAAGAGCCCUUCGUGCUCCAUGCGGCAAACGAGAUGCCUGGGCGGAUGCUACCGGGCAUGUGCUUCACCAUCGAACCCGUCGUUUGCGUUGGCGGAACAGACUUCACCACGUGGCCAGACAAGUGGACGAUUGCCACAACCGACGGGCAGCCGACGGCCCAAUUCGAACACACAGUCCUCAUCACCGACACUGGUGUAGAGAUACUGACAGGCUGCCCCGACGGAGACAAGGAUAUGGAGGAAUUAGCUAAAGAUGUGCAUUAG
Besnoitia besnoiti is the source of this 2139-nucleotide messenger RNA. Its product is annotated as methionine aminopeptidase. The record is from RefSeq and is a predicted model, not a curated record. NCBI's taxonomy places the organism in Eukaryota, Apicomplexa, Conoidasida, Eucoccidiorida, Sarcocystidae. Gene Ontology annotation, molecular function: metalloaminopeptidase activity. Gene Ontology annotation, biological process: proteolysis. The transcript is spliced from 6 exons. Bases 1 to 2139 code for a protein of 712 amino acids.